UCGGUCCUCCCGCACCACCGAGCGGCGCCGAGCGGCUUCACACCACUUCCGGCCGCCGACCGGAAGUCCCUUCCUUUCCCAUCACUCCUUGCGCUCCUCCUUCUUCCUCCAGCCUCCGCUGCCGUCAUGGGUAUCGAUAUCCGCCAUAACCGCGACCGGAAGGUGCGGCGCCGGGAGCCCAAGAGCCAGGACAUCUACCUGCGGCUGCUCGUGAAGCUUUACCGCUUCCUGGCGCGACGGACCAACUCGGCCUUUAACAAAGUGGUUUUAAAGCGGCUCUUUAUGAGCCGCACGAACCGGCCCCCGCUGUCCCUGUCCCGCAUGAUCCGGAUGAUGAAGAAGCCGGGGCGGGAGGACAAGACGGCCGUGGUGGUGGGCACCGUCACCGACGACAUCCGCAUCCAGGACGUGCCCAAGCUCAAGCUGUGCGCGCUGCGGGUGACGCGGGGGGCGCGGAGCCGCAUCCUGCGGGCGGGGGGGUCCAUCCUCACCUUCGACCAACUGGCCAUGGCCACCCCCAAGGGCAAAGGCACCGUGUUACUGUCCGGACCCCGCAAGGCCCGGGAGGUCUAUCGGCACUUUGGGAAGGCGCCGGGGACCCCCCACAGCCACACCAAGCCCUACGUGCGCUCCAAGGGGCGGAAGUUCGAGCGGGCGCGGGGCCGCCGGGCGAGUCGGGGCUACAAGAACUGAGCCCCCAAUAAACGGCUCUGCCCCCC
This is a messenger RNA of Strigops habroptila (Kakapo), 719 nucleotides long. RefSeq names its product ribosomal protein L18 (gene RPL18). The record is from RefSeq and is a predicted model, not a curated record. The transcript is spliced from 7 exons. Bases 127 to 693 code for a protein of 188 amino acids. Gene Ontology annotation, cellular component: ribosome; cytosolic large ribosomal subunit. Gene Ontology annotation, biological process: translation. Lineage: Eukaryota; Metazoa; Chordata; Aves; Psittaciformes; Psittacidae. Gene Ontology annotation, molecular function: RNA binding; structural constituent of ribosome.